Messenger RNA from Guillardia theta CCMP2712, 486 nucleotides. RefSeq lists its product as hypothetical. Bases 1 to 486 code for a protein of 161 amino acids. The record is from RefSeq and is a predicted model, not a curated record. Lineage: Eukaryota; Cryptophyceae; Pyrenomonadales; Geminigeraceae. The transcript has 5 exons.
AUGGAUUUUCCUGCGAAAAAGCUUCCAAGGUCAUACUGGGCCGAGAAGUUCUCGAUGUCAGCAGAGCAGAAAGAGCAAUCUAGACUUGAAAAGAGCGUGGGAAAGGAAAACACGGUGAAUGCUGUGAGCGUUGCUGCAAGGUCUGAUGAUGGCAGACCAACUGUAAUCCUCUGUUAUCCUCUCAUCCCGUCGAGGAGGACGAAUGUGGGAUUCGAACCCUUCCCGACAUUGUUCUGGAUGAGUCAUGAUGAGAUCCGAGCGAGUAUCACAGAUCUGGAGUACAAGGGAUUGAUCCAGAAGUUCAGAGAGCGGCUUCUCGAGGACAGAAAAGCUUUCUUGCAGAUGGAGGAAGCGCACAGGUGCGAAUUUCAAUUCCCCUUUGCGGAGAGGGGUACAUGGAUUCAGUUCGGACAUGCAGGCGGUAUGCUGCAUCGCGAUGGAACGUCCUUGUGGUUCGUGGAAGAGGAGCCCACUGAUGCGUUCUGA